GGGGGAGGGGGGGGGAAUGGAGAGUGGAGGGACAUGCCAGGAGUGUCCAUGUCAUGUGGGAGUGGGGCGUUUUGGAACGGAAGGGGCUUUGACGUUGCACCUGGGGGUGCGGCCGUGGCUGCUGCCAACUCUAGGCACAGGCCAGGUUCGGCGUCAGGCUUGCGUUCCGGACCAAUCCGCGAGUCAGGUUCGACGAGAGGCCCGGCAAGUGGUGGAGAGCAGAUGGGUGUGAGAGGUGGAGAAGAGAGGGGGGGGAGAGGUGACCGGGGAAGCAGCUGGGGUGGGGCUGGAGGGGAUUUGGGGGAAGAUGGUGUGAGUAGUGCGAGUGUGAGUAGAGCAGGUUUGAGUGUUCGGGGAGGAAGGCGGGAGGAAGAGGAGGAGUGGAGGCAGGGCGAGAGGGCCAGUGCUAUGGGGAGUGAGGGAGGGGAUGACAUGUGGCGGGGAGGUGGAAAGUGCGAUGAGGAGGGGGUGAGUGAGGGAGUGGGAGAGGGUAGGGAGAAGGAGGUGGAGGUCUGGGGGAACGAGGAGGGAGAGGAGAGUGAUGGAGGUGGCAGUGUGGUGGAGUUUGAGGAUGAGAGUGAGGAGGGAGAGGAGAGCGAGGAGGGAGAGGACGAUGAAGAGGAGCAAGACGAGGAGGAAGAGGAGGAUGAAAGGGAAGGGGACAACUAGAGAGAAGAUGGGGAAGAGGACGGAAUUUAGAGGCAAUGGAGAAAACCGUACAGACUUGAUGAGGGUGUGAAAGCAUAUACUUGGCUCCCAGCUGUGAGCUGGAUGGCUCAUUCGUAUUGUAUAAUUUGAUUACUAUUUAUUGACGAGUUGCUUGUAUGGGUACGAAGGAAGGCAUGUUCUUGUGUGGUGGUGGUGCAUGUAAAGCUAGUC
Messenger RNA from Closterium sp. NIES-67, 879 nucleotides. The record is from the annotation of a GenBank genome assembly. Lineage: Eukaryota; Viridiplantae; Streptophyta; Zygnematophyceae; Desmidiales; Closteriaceae.